This is a messenger RNA of Carya illinoinensis, 4107 nucleotides long. Its product is annotated as disease resistance protein Roq1-like. Bases 608 to 3892 code for a protein of 1094 amino acids. Gene Ontology annotation, biological process: defense response; signal transduction. The record is from RefSeq and is a predicted model, not a curated record. Lineage: Eukaryota; Viridiplantae; Streptophyta; Magnoliopsida; Fagales; Juglandaceae. Gene Ontology annotation, molecular function: ADP binding. The transcript is spliced from 5 exons.
CUGCAACUGCAACGGAAAAUCAAAUCAAGACCUUGCCCCUUUGUAUGCAACUGCAAAUCUGCAACAACGCCCCUCUCUGGUCCAUAUCUCGUGGUUACUGAUCCCAUUAUUACUUUUCUGCUUUAAUUUUUGUGGGUGUGUGCUCGUUUUUUCUCCUGGUAAAGUAGCAGUUAGCGGAACAAACUUGUGAAAGGCUCUUACCCCUGGUUCGACGCCGAGGAGUGGAUAGCAGUAGAGGGCGGCGUGGUUGCUGCUCGACCUAACGACGGAGCUCAGUCACUUCGUCCAAAUACCGAUCUGAGAGAGAGAAACGAUAAGAGAAGAGAUUUGUAUUGAGAUGAAGAUCUGAGGGAGACGAAAGAGCUGCGCCAAUCUGAGAGAAACGAAGGAAAGAGCUCCUGAGCUGCGCCUUACUAAACCACCAAGCAGAAUAUAACCUCUUUGAUAAUGCCAAGGAAAUUUUGAGAGUUUAAUUACACAGUGACAAUGACCCUCAAACCAUCUCGAUCCACUUCUUUAACAUAAAGCUCUCUACUCGCAUGUCUCUCUACAUUGAAUAGCUUCUGACCCUUCCUUAAGAGUAGCUACCAAGAUUUCAAUCUCUUCCAUGGCUGUCCCAAAUGUCUCCUUCUCCUCUUCUUCUUCCCAUCCUUGGAAUCAUGACGUUUUUCUAAGUUUUAGAGGAGAAGAUACCCGCAAUACCUUUAUCGGUCAUUUGCAUCAUGCUCUCAUUGAAAAGGGAAUCAAAACCUUCAUAGAUGAAGUGGAUCUUCAGAAAGGAGACGAGAUCUCCGCAACACUUUUGGAAGCCAUCCAACAAUCUAAAAUUUCCAUCAUCAUCUUCUCUAAGAACUACGCCACUUCCACUUGGUGCUUAGAUGAACUCGUCAAGAUUCUCGAGUGUCGGAAAUCAUUUGGCCAAAUGGUUCGACCAAUUUUCUACGAUGUGGAUCCUUCAGAUGUGCGGAAACAAUUUGGAGAAGUGAUGGAUAUGCAUGAAAAGAAAUUCAAGGAUGAUAUGCAGAGGGUGUUCAGGUGGAAUGUGGCUCUCAAAGAGGCAGCCAAUUUGUCCGGUUGGCAUUUGAACAAUGGGCAUGAGUCCGAUUUUAUCCAGAGCAUUGUUGAAGAGAUAUCAAGUAGAAUAUUAAUGAAGUGCAUGUUUUUAGAUGUUGCAAAGAACCCGGUCGGAUUACAUUCUCACAUACAUUCCAUGCAUAAGUUGUUAAGUGUUGGGUAUGAUGAUGUUCGCAUGGUUGGAAUCCAUGGGGUUGGUGGAAUAGGUAAAACCACUGUCGCAAAAGCUGUAUAUAACUUAUUUGCUAAUCAAUUUCAAAGUUGCAGCUUUCUUGCUAAUGUUCGAGAAACUGCAAACCGAUGCGGCCUUGUUCAAUUACAAGAAACACUUCUAUCUGAGACCUUGGGCAAUACAAACUUAAAGGUUGGAAUUGAAGAUAGAGGAAUUAAUGUAAUAAAGGAGAUGCUCUGCCAUAAGAAGGUUCUUCUAGUUCUUGAUGAUGUCAAUAAGUUGAAACAACUUGAGAAAUUAGCAGGAGAUAAGAAUUGGUUUGGUCCAGGAAGUAGAAUCAUUAUUACAACUAGAGAUCAACAUGUUCUAGAUACCCAUGGGGUAGAAAGAAAAUACAAGGUCCAAGGAUUAAGUCAUGCUGAUGCUCUUCAACUUCUUAGCUGGAAUGCAUUCAAGAAAUCUUAUCCUGAAAGAGGGUAUGAAAAGCUCAUGGAUUGUGUGGUUCAAUAUGCCUCGGGCCUUCCCUUGGCCCUGGUUGUGCUGGGAUCUCUCCUAUAUCGUAGAAGCAAACUUGAAUGGGAAAGCACAAUAUGUAAAAUGCAAAGAAGUCUUGAUAAAGAUAUCUAUGAAAUACUUAAAAUCAGCUUUGAUGCACUGGAGGACAAUGAGAAGGCUAUCUUCCUUGAUAUUGCAUGUUUCUUUAAUAGAGAAGACAGAGAUUAUGUAACAAAAAUUUUGGAAGCAAGCAAUUUUGAUGCUGUUAUUGGAAUACAAGUUCUCAUUGAAAGAUCUUUGGUGAAUGUUGGAUAUUCAAACGAGUUGCAGAUGCAUGACUUGAUACAAUUGAUGGGUAGAAAUAUUGUUCAUAAAGAAUCUCCCAACGAGCCAAGAAAGCGCAGCCGAUUAUGGUCUUGUGAGGAUAUUCUCCAUGUUCUUAUGGAAAACACGGGAACUAAUGCAAUUGAAGGCAUAAAGCUAGAUUUGCUUGGGAAAAAAGAUAUUUUGCUGAAUCCCAGAGCCUUUACAAAAAUGAAAAGGCUUAGAUUGCUUAUAAUCCGCAAUGCAUGCUUCUCGGAUGGUCCUAAAAGUUUGCCUAAUGAGCUAAGAUUUCUUGAUUGGGCUGGAUACCCGUCAACAUCUCUGCCAUCCAAUUUUCAUCCUCAGAAACUUAUUACUCUCAACAUGUGUCACAGUAAAAUCAAGCAAUUCCAAGGGAUAAAGGUUUGUGAAAAUUUGAGAAAAGUAAAUUUUUCUUAUUGUGAAUACUUGACGUGCACCCCUGAUGUCUCAAUGAUGGCAAAUCUUGAGAGUUUGGAUCUUAGAGGCUGUUGCAAUUUAGUUGAGGUUCAUCAAUCUGUUGGAUUUUUAAACGAACUGUCUCUGUUGAAUGUUGAAUAUUGCUCUAAACUUAGACUUCUUCCUAACCUGAAGUUGCCACGUCUUCAACUCCUAGGACUUUCUAGUGGCACAAGUAUUGAGAAAUUUCCAAAUAUUGUGGGAGAAAUUCCUGAUUUAUCGAGUAUUUGGAUUUAUAACAGUCCCAUUCAAGAACUGCCUUCGUCUGUUGAAUAUCUCAUAGGGCUCGAAAGAAUUACAAUAAUUUUAUGCGAGAACCUUAGAGAUCUCCCCAAAAGCAUUUCUAAGUUGCCACAUCUCAAGUAUCUUAAUCUUAGUGAUUGCAAAAACUUCGGAAAGUUUCCAAAAUCGUCGUCGUCAUCAUCAUCAACAAAUUCUGGCUGGCUGGCUUCGUCAAAGUGGAACAAAACUCAAGAUAUUAGGCUCUCUGUUGGGUUUCCAGCUUUGGAAAAGCUAAUCAUCUCUAACUGUGAUCUAGCAGAAGUAGAUUUCCUCCAGAGUCUUCAUUGCCUUUCCAUCCUAAAACAUUUGGAUCUAUCAGGAAAUAAUUUCGUUAGCGUCCCUGCAUGUAUUUUUAGAUUUACCCAUUUGCAAUCUCUUAAAUUGAUAGAUUGUGAGGGGCUUCAACAAAUGAAUGCAAGUAGUGGUGGCAAAUCCUUCAUCGAUAAUUUAACGAUGAUGAUUCCUAUGUUAUAUAGAUUCUGUGAAAAAAUGAGAACUACAAUUAGAAUUAGAGGAGGAGAGUUACCAGCAUGGUUUAUCCAUAAAAGUAGAGAGAAUUAUAUGUGUUUCCGAGUGCCUCCACCUAAAAGAGCCAAGUUAGCGGGUUUGGUUAUCGGUAUUGUUUUUAAACAAGAUGAUCAUUUUGGACCGUCACACUUUUGCGCCAAUACGACCAGGGUCUGUAUCAAUGGUAUAUUCGUUGAAUACUUAGAGUACUACACCCUUGGUGGAUUAUCCGAAUCAGAAUGCAUGUGGCUGUAUUGUGUUCCACGUGAUGCCUACAACCGGUGGGAUGAGAACAAUGAAGGGGAUCACUUUGACAUUUCGUUUGAAUUUCCAUUCAAAGACCCAAUACCAGACGUGGAUAAUAAUAUAUUUGGGGUCCAUUUUGUAUUCGAGCAAAACGACAACGUGGAUGAUGAUGAUGAUCCAAGAGUGAUCCGGCAUUAUUGUUCUCUUGACAAUAGAACAAGAUUUUUUCAAAAACCAAAUACUGUUCUCUUCACAAUAGAACAAGUCUUUUCCGAAAAAAAAAAGAGGAAAAGAUAUAGUCUUGGAGAACAAUAAUUGUUGCCAAUCAGAGCAUGCAGGAGAUCAAAGAUGAAGAGAAGGCACUGAAAGCCUAGCUGUGGAGGACCCAGUAAUAUAUAUACUUGAUUCCACGUCUUUGUAAAUUUCAUACGGGUAUUGAUGCUCUGUGUCAUUCAAUAUCAUUAAAAUACUAUUAUUUUUAAUGUCUUAUGUUAGAUAAUUAAUCCUUAUAUUUAAUGCCUUUUGUACUA